Anopheles darlingi is the source of this 1540-nucleotide messenger RNA. RefSeq lists its product as uncharacterized. Lineage: Eukaryota; Metazoa; Arthropoda; Insecta; Diptera; Culicidae. The transcript is spliced from 4 exons. Bases 470 to 1195 code for a protein of 241 amino acids. The record is from RefSeq and is a predicted model, not a curated record.
AUGUCGUCCUGAAAAUUCCGGAAAGAAACGGCGCAAUAGCAACGCCGGUUGCAACAUCGCGUGUUAAAAUAAGUAAAAAACCUUUAAAUGAGUAAAAAGUGUAGUGUAGAAUAAGUGAAACAGUAGUGUACCAUCGUAGUAAGCUGAGGUAAGUGUAGUUCACCUUAAAUGCGUGUUUGUUUCUCGUUUAUCCGCAGCAUCGUGAUCGUGACGCAGUUUCUGAUAUUAUGAAGGAACACCGGAUGAUAAGAAAGGCUAUGGGAUGAAGAUGCUCACAAUUCCAUACUAAACUUUGAGGAGAACGUGUCGUGUACUUUGCCGUGUAGGAAGGGCCCGGUGGCGUCGAGUUGGCCAAGUAGUGUAACCUGCCUACCUUUCUGCGGUCGGUGGCCUUUACGGGGGGAGAAGAACUUCGAGCAGGCACUGAAGGAUGCGCUUAACUUUUGAACGAAGUGAAGUGAUCGAUUGAAUGAUUUGUGCAGCAACAGCAGCAUUCUGUACAUCAUGUGCAGUAGACACAGCAGCCGGUGCAAGGGGUGCGGUGAAUGGGGGAGGUGAAGGAUGCGCUCACCUUUCGAACAAAGAUGCUCCGUUGCCAGCCCGUACGCCAUACGUGAAUGGUGCCGGUGAUGUGCCGAAGGAAAUCGCCGGUCGUGAGUGGAGUGCGGAGACGAUAGAGGACGUCAAUGCGACUACAACGGUGCUUGCCCUGAAGCAUGGACCGAAAAUGUUCAUCGAAAACUACUUCCGUAAUGGCACGCCACCGCUAUCACGACAUCACCGCGGCGCGGGAGAACGAUCGGCUAAGGCCCUGAUCGUCAAUGGGGAGUCCCCUCUGCUGAUCGGGAAUGGUAGCAGCUGCUGCUCGUCAUCCCACGAACGGAUCCACAAUGAAUUACUGCGGCAUGCACUGACGCAUCAUCCGCUCCAUCACCACCACCAUUCGAAUCAGCAUCACAGUGAGGUUCAGCAACGGUACCUCAUCGGAUGCCACUUACGAAAACAGCGAGGAAAGGAUGUGGAGGAAUGUAUCGGCCAAGGGAAUGUGCUCUCCUCGCCAGCCUCGUUGAACGGUUUGUUAAAGCGAUCGGCACCGAAUGAUUCGUACAGUGGCACCUCGACUGGCCAUCAUCACCAUCACCACCAUAAUCGGCAGCAACUCGUUGCUCACCGGAUCAACGAACAAUGCGGAUAGCAAACGGUGCCGGCACUCCUCCACCACAUCAUCCACAUAAUCUCGGCACGGAGUACGGUGGCCCAGCACCACUGUCAUUGCCAGGUACGGGUAUCACGGUGUCCCCAUACUAAGGUGGAAUUCUGCAUGCUGCUAGCAUAGCUUCGGACGAUCUACUAGCGUUACACCUCGCCACCAUGGCAAAGAAAACCAAAGGCCGCAUCGGAACGGCAGUGAUCCAGCAGUUGCGUAUGCUGUGAAGGUGAUGUUGCCGUCAGUGCGACCGAAACUGCCGCGAAGGAAGUUGAUUCGAUUCGAAAGUCGAGAUCGAAUCGAAGUGUAUCGAAAGAGAGCACCAUGCAUGGC